Messenger RNA from Bemisia tabaci, 4231 nucleotides. RefSeq names its product Microtubule-associated protein Bicaudal D (gene BicD). Gene Ontology annotation, biological process: protein localization to organelle; regulation of microtubule cytoskeleton organization; microtubule anchoring at microtubule organizing center. Gene Ontology annotation, cellular component: cytosol; Golgi apparatus. Gene Ontology annotation, molecular function: dynein complex binding; dynactin binding; cytoskeletal adaptor activity. Lineage: Eukaryota; Metazoa; Arthropoda; Insecta; Hemiptera; Aleyrodidae. The record is from RefSeq and is a predicted model, not a curated record.
GGUACCUUUGGAUGGUACUAAAAGUUUUCCCCGAAUCGAAUCAAUGAGAUUUUCCCCUUAAAUCAAACGUGGAUUGCUGUGUAUUUAAAUCAUUGUCGUGUAUAGUUUAUAAGCUUUUUAUUAUUAUUACGUCCCCUCAUCAACCGUGCCCACGAGUAUGUAGUUUAUUUUCGUGGCAGUAGUGGGGUAACCUACUUUUGCUCUCUUCAGUCUGUUACACACCUCUCCAUCUAUAGUUUCCGGAAUUCUCGUCGCAAUUUGCAGUUAAGUCACUGCACAAAUAUGCUAUAUUUUCUCUCUUCAAUGGUGAAAUAAAGUCUCGAAUCCAUUAUAUCCUCAAUCAUUCCACAAUGGAGACGGAGCCAACGGUGGCUGAGCUGAAGCAGGAGAUCGACCGCUUGCACAAUGAGCUUGAUCAAGCUGUCAGCGAGAAGAUUCAGUCAGCAAAGUAUGGAUUGGGACUCCUUGAAGAGAAACAGUGCCUUUUGCUGAAGUGCGAGGAAUUGGAGACCUCCUACGAAAAUGCUAAGCAUGAUCUGGAGAUAACACAGCAGGCAUUAGCAAAGUUCCAGACAAAUCACAGAGUCACUACAAUAUCAGGCAUCGAACAAGAGGAAUCUUUGCUCUCCGAAUCAGCUGCCAGAGAAACGUCCUUAAACUCGACUAUCAUUGACUUGGAAAAUGAGCAAAGACAGCUUCGUAUGGAACUUGAACGAGUUCAAGAAGAGAGGGAUCGAAUUAUUCAAGAUAAUAAUGAUAUCAAUAAAGAAAAAGACAAACUGGAGGCUGAAAGGAAAGAACUACGCGCAAAACUACGGGAUUUCAAAUUCAGGGAGACUAGGUUAAAUACAGAGUAUUCAGAACUUGAAGAAGAGAAUAUCACGCUUCAAAAGCAAGUCUCUCUUCUGAAAUCAUCUCAGGUGGAAUUUGAAGGGGCAAAGCAUGAAAAUCGCCGCCUGCAAGAAGAUGUGUUAGUCCUUCAGAAUCAAGUCGAAGAUUUGAUAAAAAUAAAGGCUAUCAUUGAGAAGAAGUUGGAGGAAGCCUUGGAAUCUUUGCAGAUGGAGAGGGAGGCAAAAUUUGCAAUGAAAAAAGAACUGGAUCACAGACUUAACAAUGAGUCAAUCUUCAACUUGAACAAUUUAGCUUUCAGCUUGAGAGGCAUGACUGAAGACCAUCCAAUGGGCAGUGAUGAAGAAGAUGAGCUGCCUUCUUUACAGACAAUUGAAGCUGACUUAAAAAUGGACCUGGCCUCCCCAGACAACAAACAAGUUGACCUUUUCAGCGAAAUUCAUUUGAAUGAAAUCAAGAAACUGGAGAAACAACUAGAGCUGGUGGAAACUGAAAAAACAUCAUUAGUUCAAAAGUUCAAGGAAGCACAGGCAUCCUCAGACCAUAAUCACAAACUAUUAGAAAACAUUGUCGCCAGGAUAACAAAACUAGAUGCAUACAUCAGUUCUCUUGACAGCCUCACAAAGAAGGCUCAAGAGAAAAUCAACAGUGCUAAAGAGGAUUCUGAACAAAAAUUGGAUCCUGUGAUACUGCAAAAUGUUCAAUGGUUCAUUCUCGUUGAACAAGAGGCUGCCAAAAUUCAGGUAGACUUAGAUGAGCUGAUCAAAAACCUUGACAAUCCAGACACUAACUUCCAACUGAAAACGGAAAUAACGGAGCUAAAGAACAAGGUUUUAGCAGCUCAGCAAAAAUCUUUGGAAUUGGAAUCAAAUGUUCACUAUUUCACAUCUCAAGUUGAAAGUAUUUUCAGUACAGCUCAGAAUAGUUUUCUAUCAGUCACUGAUGACCUGGCUCAAUUGUAUCACCAUUUGUGUGCUGUAAAUGGUGAAACUCCAUCUUUGGUCAUCUUAGACCAUGAAAAACAUGGAGAGGGUAGCGAAAAUAUUUCUGAUGAGGUGAAACAAGAAACAAGCACUGUUGGCUCCCAGGUCAAAUCGGAAGCCAUAAUCCAAGACCUCCAGAAAAUAUCAGAAGUCUCGAGUAUUAUAAAACACUCUGAAACCAUUUUGGACCAAGUAAAGCAUAUACGAACUGCAAUAUCAACCACUAUUGAUAACACCAAGAACAAACCCAGGAACGCUCCAUUUGAAGCUGCAUCUCAUCAAAACAAUGAAGAAGUGAAUGAACUCACUGAACAAAUCAUAAGACUGAAGUCGUUGUUAUCGACAAAACGUGAACAAAUAGCAACUUUGCGAACAGUGUUGAAAUCAAAUAAGAAAACAGCCGAAGAUGCUCUGAACAACCUAAAAUCUAAGUAUGAUACGGAAAAAUCUGUUGUCUCUGAAACUAUGAUGAAAAUGCGAAACGAACUUAGAGUGUUGAAAGAGGAACAAGCAACUUUUUCAAGUCUAAGGGCAAUGUUUGCCGCCCGUUGCGAAGAAUAUGCAACGCAAGUGGAUGAACUCAAACACCAGUUAGCAGCAGCUGAAGAGGAGAAGAAAACUCUGAAUCAACUAUUGAGACUGGCAGUCCAACAAAAGAUACACCUUAAUCAGCGACUAGAGGAUUUUGAACUGGACCGCGAGAUUAGGAAUGCCCGCCGGCCACCAGCCAACAAACAGAGACCUCGGCGUGACUAUUUAUAGCAUAUGGUUGUGAGGUUUCGCUCCAGGUCGCUGUCUUCAUUCCGGAAACAGGAUCAGUCCACUAGCCGUAGUUGUACUCCAGACAAUUAACUGUCAGCAAGGUUUUUCACUCUAAAAAUUAAGAUAUUAAAAAUUAUAAAGCCAAUCGUUACUUAGUGCAAAAGCACUGAACGUACUUUAAAAUUAGAGUUGGGCAAGGCUUUUUUAAACAUAAGAUUCUGGGAGAAAGGGUUCUUUGAAACUUACAAGGGGGUUCUGAGUCAUAUGUAUGUCCAUUGCUUUACAGCAUUCUCUGGCGCUCUAUCAUCCCUAACUGCCGCUGUUCCCUAUUAAACCAUAACCUUUCGGGAACCGUAAACUUUAGCAUUUCAAAUUCCGUCUCUAUACCCUCUGCAGCCCUCCCGGGAAGGACUCUGUCCAGGACAUAUUUUGGCAAAGUGUUCUUUGCCAAGCUCAAAGUUUUUCCUCCUAAAAUUUCCCACAGUUGUCAGGAAAUCUCUACAUCUGUCAAGUUUAUCUUUGCAGUUGUACAUAAAGCCAUAAAAUAUGAGUGUAUAUAAGAUUUUUUACUCCUCACUGGUUGUGGCCAAGUUUUAAAUUAGAUAACUACUUUUACUAGUCUCAGCAUGUCUCAAAACCCGAAGGUCCAGAAUGAACUUCUGGUUUUUUUUUUUUUAGAAUAAAGUUACUCUGAGCAACCUGGAGCUCUAAAAGUUGUAACUUUUGUGUAUAAUCUGGGUUAAUAAGUCAGUUCUUGCUUUUAUCAAGUAAUUUUAAGGUAACGAUUUUUAAUAACAUAGCAAAUUUGUUGGUACUUAUUUGAUUUUUUAUUCAGUUUUUGCAUUUAAAUCUUAGUGAUUUAGCAAUUAAAUUACUCGCGUCUGACUUUCUGAAGUCAUUCUAAUUGCAAAUUCUGUUGUGAUCACUAGCAUCAGCUAGAAAGAUCUCAGCUUUAAUUCCUGUCAAAAAAUUAAGCUGACCAGAAACAGAGGAAAGAAAAAAAAAAUGACAGACAUGUUUUACGCCCCUUGGGUUCAUUUAGACCCCUUUUUUAGCAAGUUGACUACAACUCAAAUAUUUUCCAAGUAAAUGUGAAAGGAUGCAUCCUCCCUUCUCCUGCUUAGAGAACUUGGUCCAUCUGAGUUAUUUUUCUUUUUUUUAAUCAUAAUGAAUCUGGAUAAUGUCUGAAAGAAAUACCCAGCUUGCAGUUUUACUCUGUUGCGAGGAUCAUCAACUCUGUAAGUAUUAAUCGUAGUGCAAUUAUGUUUUUACCUCCUAAAAAUAGACUUUUUAUCCGUGUUAUUAAUUUUAUUUAUUGAUUUAUUUGUGUAUUUAUACGUGCAUGCUACUUUGUUUGAAGGGUCCAGGAUAUAACUUUUGAUUAUCCUUAAUGCAACAUUUUUCUUUGAAACACUAAAGCUGAUGAAGUGGGCACAAAGAACCUCAAGUUUAAGAAAAAAACCAACAAAACAAUAAGAGAUUUUGGAAUCACCAAAUUUCAGAUUUCUUUCACCAGGUGUAAGUCUUUAGUUCCGUCACUUUGCUCCAGCAAAAAAUGUUCAAAAAAAGUAUGUGGCUCUUGUUGUGUCUUUUGGACUCUGCACUCCAGAAAUAAAUAGAAAUUUGACUCCCCCCCC